This is a messenger RNA of Lacerta agilis (Sand lizard), 1814 nucleotides long. RefSeq names its product mahogunin ring finger 1 (gene MGRN1). NCBI's taxonomy places the organism in Eukaryota, Metazoa, Chordata, Lepidosauria, Squamata, Lacertidae. Gene Ontology annotation, molecular function: ubiquitin protein ligase activity. The record is from RefSeq and is a predicted model, not a curated record. The transcript has 17 exons. Gene Ontology annotation, biological process: protein ubiquitination; endosome to lysosome transport; negative regulation of G protein-coupled receptor signaling pathway. The coding region runs from base 73 to 1686 and encodes 537 amino acids. Gene Ontology annotation, cellular component: nucleus; early endosome; cytoplasm.
UUGACGGAGUUGUCUGAGGGGCUUCGCUGAGGGAGGAGAAGAGGCUUCGCCCGCGCCGACCCGCCGACCGCCAUGGGCUCCCUGCUCAGCCGCCGCAUCGCCGGCGUGGAGGACAUCGACAUCCAGGCCAACUCGGCCUACCGGUACCCGCCCAAGUCCGGGAACUACUUUGCCAGUCAUUUUUUCAUGGGAGGUGAAAAGUUUGACACGCCACACCCUGAGGGCUACCUUUUUGGGGAGAACAUGGACUUGAACUUUCUUGGCAACAGGCCCGUCCAGUUUCCCUAUGUAACCCCAGCACCGCAUGAGCCAGUGAAGACUUUGCGCAGCUUGGUGAAUAUCCGCAAAGAUUCCCUUCGCCUGGUCAGGUACAAAGAGGACGCUGACAGCCCCACCGAGGAGAACGGGAAGCAGAAGGCCUUGUACAGCCUGGAAUUCACCUUUGAUGCCGACGCACGCGUUGCAAUCACCAUCUACUGCCAAGCCACGGAGGAGUUCAUUAGCGGCAUGGCCGUCUACAGCACAAAGAACCCUUCUCUGCAGUCGGAAACGGUGCAUUACAAGCGAGGAGUCAGCCAGCAGUUCUCGCUGCCGUCCUUCAAGAUAGACUUUUCGGACUGGAAAGACGACGAGCUGAACUUUGAUCUGGACCGCGGCAUCUUCCCCGUUGUCAUCCAGGCUGUGGUGGAUGAAGGCGACGUUGUCGUGGAAGUGACUGGCCAUGCCCACAUCCUCCUGGCUGCCUUUGAAAAGCACGUGGAUGGCAGUUUCUCGGUGAAGCCUUUGAAGCAGAAGCAGAUCGUGGACCGGGUCAGUUACCUGCUUCAGGAGAUCUAUGGCAUUGAGAACAAGAACAAUCAGGAGACUAAGCCCUGUGAUGAUGAGAACAGCGACAACAGCAACGAGUGUGUGGUGUGCCUCUCCGACCUGCGGGACACCCUCAUCCUGCCCUGCAGGCACCUUUGCCUCUGCAACUCGUGUGCCGACACCCUGCGCUACCAGGCCAACAACUGCCCCAUCUGCCGCUUGCCCUUCCGAGCUCUGCUGCAGAUCCGAGCCGUGAGGAAGAAGCCCGGGGCCCUGUCUCCGCUCUCCUUCAGCCCCGUCCUGGCGCAGACCCUGGACCAUGAUGAGCAUUCGUGUUCGGACAACAUCCCUCCGGGCUACGAGCCCAUUUCUUUGCUGGAAGCCCUGAAUGGCCUGCGCUCCAUCUCCCCCUCCAUCCCCUCGGCUCCCCUCUACGACGAGAUCACCUACACAGGGGUCCUGGAUGGGCUUCCCCUCUCUGGAAGACCCCUGGUGGGGCUGGACCGAGCUGCGGAGAGCAGCCAUCAGAAGAGCAAGCGCAGCAAGUCUCCAGACAGCACCCUCCGGUCUCCCUCGUCACCCAUCCACGAAGAGGAUGAGGAGAAGCUUUCGGAGGACUCAGACUUGCCACUCAGCGGGACGGAGCUGGUGCUGCAGGAGGGCAGCUCCCCAGAGAGCCUGACAGCGGAAGAAGCAGAGGCAGCCACCCCCCUGCAGCAAGGUGCCCAGCCUCCCUCUGUGGAGGCCCUUGUCCAGGAGAGCAGCGGCGGCGGCACCUGUGACCCCAGCAGCCUCCCCAUCCUGGAGAGCGAGCUGCCAGCGGACGUCUACCUGCCAGCCCUCGGCCCGGACUCCUGCUCUGUUGGGAUAGAGGAGUAAGCUGGAUCUUCUGACUUCGCUGGCACCCUCCCUGGCCGUGGGACCAGCCAAUCCGGGCAGCCCUUCCUGUUCAACAAUCCCCGCCUCUGCGUGGAAAGCGGGCAGAGCCCGUCCUGAGCGCCUGGCUC